This is a messenger RNA of Talaromyces proteolyticus, 558 nucleotides long. RefSeq names its product DUF967 domain protein. Bases 1 to 558 code for a protein of 185 amino acids. Gene Ontology annotation, biological process: post-translational protein targeting to endoplasmic reticulum membrane. Gene Ontology annotation, cellular component: TRC complex. The transcript is spliced from 2 exons. The record is from RefSeq and is a predicted model, not a curated record. NCBI's taxonomy places the organism in Eukaryota, Fungi, Ascomycota, Eurotiomycetes, Eurotiales, Trichocomaceae.
AUGGCUAACUCUCUCACGAACCCUGCCGUCGACCCCCUCCAACUUUCCUCCUACGAGACCUCGUCCUCCGCCAUAUUCUCCUCUUUCACAGCCUCAACAGCCUGGUCUCUCGGCACCGCCCUGCGCGCCCGCAUCCAAUCCCUACCCGCCGACCAGCGCAAACCGGCCGUAAUCUCAAUCACGCAAACGCAAGGGAACCAAGUCCUUUUCCAGGCAGUCACAGAAAGCGGCACAGGUCCCGAUAAUGAAGAAUGGGUGCGCCGGAAACGCAAUACGGUGUUGAGAUGGGGUCUGAGCACGUGGGCGUUACGGCAGAAGAUAGCUGCUACGGCGCCUACGGAUGUGGAGGUUGCAUUUUCCAGGAAAUUUGCGCUUAAGAGUUCGAAUGGUAGUGGGAUACCAGAUGAUUAUGCUAUUCAUGGAGGUGGGUUUCCCGUUAGAGUGAAGGGGAUUGAUGGGUUAGCGGGUGUUAUUGUUGUUAGUGGGUUGAAGCAGGAGCAUGAUCAUCAGGUUAUUGUGGAGGCUGUGAAGGAAUUUAUUGAGAAGGGAGGGAAUUGA